GUUCAUUCCAUCUAUAGGUGUUUGGGUGCUGCUGUUUAGUCAUAGACUGACAGAAAUCGGGAGAUUUUCGUUAUAAGUGGUUGUUGAGGGUAAAACAAAAUGCUGGCGCUGAUCAACAGAAUAUUAGACUGGUUCAAGAGUCUCUUCUGGAAGGAGGAAAUGGAGCUGACGUUGGUUGGGCUCCAGUACUCUGGCAAAACGACCUUCGUCAAUGUUAUUGCUUCAGGGCAGUUUAGUGAAGACAUGAUCCCUACAGUGGGCUUUAACAUGCGAAAGAUCACAAAGGGUAACGUCACCAUCAAGGUCUGGGACAUUGGAGGACAACCACGAUUCAGGUCUAUGUGGGAGCGAUACUGUCGAGGUGUAAAUGCCAUAGUAUAUAUGGUAGAUGCUGCCGACCCAGAAAAGAUAGAGGCAUCACGAAAUGAGUUGCACAACCUUCUAGACAAGCCCCAGUUAGCAGGUAUCCCAGUCCUGGUGCUAGGGAAUAAAAGGGACCUACCAAAUGCUCUUGACGAAAAAGGCCUUAUUGAGAGAAUGAACCUAUCAGCCAUCCAGGACAGGGAAAUCUGCUGUUACUCCAUAUCUUGCAAAGAGAAAGACAACAUUGACAUCACACUUCAGUGGCUCAUCUCCCACUCCAAGUCUGGUGGGCGCUAAGCCAUGGCCCUCAUACCGUCUGUGGUCAUCCCUUUCCAACAAUGGUGGAGUAAGUGAAGCGUCCAGAGAUUCUAAGGAGUUGUUGGAGAAAGUAUUUGCUACUACUGUACUGUAUAAGAAUGGGUGGGGGGGGCAGAAAUUUUAAUGGACUAGUGAACUGUAGAAGGGAGUGUAGACUGGGGGAAAUUUGUUUAACUUGAGAGAUUUAAUUGUAGAAAUUGUUAAUUGAUGAUGAAUAUGGGUUUUAAUUAUGCAUAUAACAAAUAAAAGAGUGGGAAUAAAAGUGUAGUCAUGACAAACUAUUGAGCUUCAUUUUGUGAUGCAUAAUUUUGUUCAUAUGAUUUGUAUGGCUAUCUGAAUUAAUUUGAGUAAAUUUGAAAUGUUAAAAUAAUUUUCAUCACUGGAAACAAAAAUAUCCAUUGGUGGAAUUGAAGUCUAGGUGAAGCAUAAGUUUCAAAAAUAUAAUUUUACUGUAUGAACAAGUUUCUGCUUAUAUAUAUAUAUAUAUAUAUAUAUAUAUAUAUAUAUAUAUAUAUAUAUAUAUAUAUAUAUAUAUAUAUAUAUAUAUAUAUAUAUAUAUAUAUAUAUAUAUAUAUAUAUAUAUAUAUAUAAGGCAUAUGCUCAUGUAAUUUUGUAUAGAUGAUAUACAAUAUAGAUAUUGAUUCCCCAUACCUUACAUGAGCUAAAGGUUAAGACCGAGAGUUAUAAUGGUGGCAAUCUUUUCUCAUUUACGCUUAAUGUUCCAUGAAGUGAAGCCAAAAUGUUUUUCCUUGUGAUUGUAAAUGUAACUCUAAAAUCCUUCUUACUGGAUUUUCUGACCAGAAUGAUAGUAAGAAGGAUAAUUGUAGAUACUUGCUAGUUUGAUUUGCAUUGUGAAUGUUUAUCCCAGAUUUGUAAAAUUGUUUCUGUUGAAUUAGGUGUUUGUCUUCCUGGGUUUUUAUAUUCCUACGGUAUAUAUUUUAGGUUAAUCUAUAUUUUUUUUUUACCCGAAUUUGUCAUUGUAGUGGGAAAUUACAAACUCUGUCGUAUUAACCAAUUUUUAUAUGCAGUAUCCUGUAAUUGUGUUGUGGUUCAAAACAAUUAUAAAAACUGAAUUGGGUUUGGGAUAUUAUCAGCUUAAUGCUAUUUCUUGUAGAUCUUUCUGUUAAGUAAAUAUUAAUAAAUACCGUAAAAAGUAUUUGAAUUACUUUUUUACCAAUUACAGUAGUUGGUA
Homarus americanus (American lobster) is the source of this 1873-nucleotide messenger RNA. RefSeq names its product ADP-ribosylation factor-like protein 8B-A (gene Arl8). The coding region runs from base 100 to 660 and encodes 186 amino acids. The record is from RefSeq and is a predicted model, not a curated record. Gene Ontology annotation, cellular component: lysosomal membrane. The transcript is spliced from 4 exons. Lineage: Eukaryota; Metazoa; Arthropoda; Malacostraca; Decapoda; Nephropidae. Gene Ontology annotation, molecular function: GTPase activity; GTP binding. Gene Ontology annotation, biological process: protein transport; anterograde axonal transport.